UCUUCAGCAAGUACUGCAACUCCAGUGACAUCAUGGACCUGUUUUGCAUCGCCACUGGCCUACCUAGAAACACAACCAUCUCCCUGCUGACCACAGACGACGCCAUGGUCUCCAUCGAUCCCACCAUGCCUGCAAAUUCAGAACGCACUCCCUACAAAGUGAGACCUGUGGCCAUCAAGCAACUCUCUGAGAGAGAAGAAUUAAUCCAGAGUGUGCUGGCCCAGGUUGCAGAGCAAUUUUCAAGAGCAUUUAAAAUCAACGAACUGAAAGCUGAAGUUGCAAAUCACUUGGCUGUGCUAGAGAAACGAGUGGAAUUGGAAGGAUUGAAAGUGGUGGAGAUUGAGAAAUGCAAGAGUGACAUUAAGAAGAUGCGGGAGGAGCUGGCAGCCAGAAGCAACCGGACCAACUGUCCCUGUAAGUACAGUUUUUUGGAUAACAACAAGAAGUUGACCCCUCAGCGUGAUGUCCCCACUUAUCCCAAGUACCUACUCUCUCCAGAGACCAUAGAAGCCUUACGGAAGCCAACCUUCGACGUCUGGCUUUGGGAGCCCAAUGAGAUGCUGAGCUGCUUGGAGCACAUGUACCAUGACCUCGGCCUGGUCAGAGACUUCAGCAUCAACCCCAUCACGCUCAAGAGGUGGCUGCUGUGUGUGCAUGACAACUACAGAAACAACCCUUUCCAUAACUUCCGGCACUGCUUCUGUGUGACCCAGAUGAUGUACAGCAUGGUCUGGCUCUGCAGUCUCCAGGAGAAGUUUUCCCAAAUGGAUAUCUUGGUCCUGAUGACAGCGGCCAUCUGCCACGAUCUGGAUCAUCCCGGAUACAACAACACGUACCAGAUCAAUGCCCGCACGGAACUGGCAGUUCGUUACAACGACAUCUCGCCACUGGAGAACCACCACUGCGCCGUGGCCUUCCAGAUCCUCACUCAGCCCGAGUGCAACAUCUUCUCCAACGUGCCUCCAGAUGGCUUCAAGCAGAUCCGACAGGGAAUUAUCACACUAAUCUUGGCCACUGACAUGGCAAGGCAUGCAGAAAUUAUGGAUUCUUUCAAAGAAAAAAUGGAGAGUUUUGACUACAGCAACGAGGAGCACAUGACCCUGCUGAAGAUGAUUUUGAUAAAAUGCUGUGAUAUUUCCAAUGAGGUCCGUCCGAUGGAAGUUGCAGAACCUUGGGUGGACUGUUUAUUAGAAGAAUAUUUUAUGCAGAGUGACCGCGAGAAGUCGGAAGGCCUUCCGGUGGCCCCAUUCAUGGACCGAGACAAAGUGACCAAAGCUACAGCCCAAAUCGGGUUCAUCAAGUUUGUCCUGAUCCCAAUGUUCGAAACAGUGACCAAGCUCUUCCCUGUGGUUGAGGAAAGCAUGCUGCAGCCCCUAUGGGAAUCUAGAGACCGUUACGAGGAGCUGAAGCGGACAGAUGAUGCCAUGAAAGAGUUGCAGAAGAAGACCGAAGGCUUGACAUCUGGGGACACCGAGAAAUCCAGAGAGAAAAGCAUAGAAGUAAAAAAUAGUGAAGCAGACUGUGUCUGAGAAAGCAGAGGCCACAACACAUGAGUCCUGUCCAGAAAGGAUGGCUGUGCUGUGGGGAAUCCCCCAUUCAGGAACAAGAUCUCUGGACACCGGAUACCACAAGACCACAUUUUCUAAGAACUGUUUUGUCCACUGAUAACAAAAAAAAGGAAUUCAUGAUGCUGUACAGAAUUUUUAUUUUUAAACUGUCUUUUAAAUAAUAUA
Molecule: messenger RNA, 1733 nt
Organism: Carlito syrichta (Philippine tarsier)
Lineage: Eukaryota; Metazoa; Chordata; Mammalia; Primates; Tarsiidae
Gene: PDE9A
Product: phosphodiesterase 9A
Exons: 18
Coding region: 33-1529 (498 amino acids)
Biological process (GO): cGMP catabolic process
Molecular function (GO): 3',5'-cyclic-GMP phosphodiesterase activity
Source: RefSeq, a predicted model, not a curated record